GGGGCUCCUCCGGGGACAACAGUGGUACCUGGCGGGGUCUGGCAGGGAGGGGUGGGGCUUUGCCAGAUGCCCCUGUCCCGGGGUCUCCCUGCAGCAGCUGGGCUUGGGGUGCCCUCCCCUGGCAGAUGCAGUUAUAGCACCAGGCUGGGGGGAUGGCACCUGGGCCAGGUGCAUGGGGGAUGGGGAUACAGGGCCUUUGCCCCAGCCCAGUCCUCUGGCACUGGGGCAGCUGGAAGCCCAGGUGUUCCCAGCCCAGGGCAGCUGGCUACUGUCUGCAGCACACUCCUCUUGCAGGGGGCACGUUAUCAUGUACAGUGCUCUGUGCCUGCAUCUCUGGUCAGGACUGGGGUGCGUGGUAUCCCCCCAGCAGGUUGGGGUGUGUGGGUUUCUCUGCUCCGUGCCCAGGGAUGCAGGAUGCUUGGGGUAGGUUCCCCGCUUGCAGCGGGGGUGGGGGGCAGGAGGCACCGAGCCCUGCGUGUCCCCUCUCGUGGCUGGGCAGGGCCGGGGCUGGGUGCAGGAUCCGUCCUCAGUGCUAUCGGGGCUCUUUUCCAGACAUGCUGCAGCUGAUCACCACCCAGGACCAUGACUUCCCUGGCCUGUUUGACUCCCCCUUUGGCGCGCCGGCCAUCCCAGCGCCGGAGGCCAGCGCGCCCACGGGGCUCCCAUCCACACCGAACAUGCUCGAUGACUUCCUGGGCACCAGCAAGGCACAGCUGCCCGCAGCCCCCGGAAACGUGUACCAGGCGCCUCCGCCGCUGCAGAGCUUCCAGCCGCAGCCGCAGGCCCCGCUUCUGGCCAGGCCAAGCCCGCCGGCAUCUCCGGGGGUCAAGGAGGAGCCCGCGGUGCCGCCCACCAGCCAGCCCCAACCCCCACCCCCAGCACAGCAGGGCGUGAUGAUGGCCCAGAGCUUCGUCCAGGCCCCUCAGCAGCCCCAGCAGUUCCCCCAGCAGCCCCUGUUGGGCUACCAGAGCCAGCACGGCUUCACCGCAGUGCAGCCAGGCAGCAGCGGGCAGAGCCUGCCUCCCCCCCCUGCCCAGCUCCAGCCCAUUGCCCUGCAGACACAGGUCCAGAACGUUUCUCCCCAGCAGCUGAUGGCCACAACCACCCCCAGCGCCACCCCAGCCAUCUCCUCCCACAUUCAGCAAGUCCCGGUCCUGCUACAGCACCAUUUCAUCAAGGCUGACUCCCUGCUCCUGACCGCCGUGAAGACAGACGUCUCUGGGGCAAAGACCUCUGGCAUCACGUCGCUGGCCACCACCACAGCUGUCCAGUCCACCCCACUGCAGGUGCCGACCCUGGUGAGCAACGGCACCAUCCUGGCCACUGUACCACUGGUGGUGGAUGCUGACAAGCUGCCCAUUAACCGGCUGGUGGCCAGUGGGAAACCAGUCCUGGCACAGAACCGGGGGGAGAAGCGCACGGCCCACAAUGCCAUCGAGAAGCGGUACCGCUCCUCCAUCAAUGACAAGAUUGUGGAGCUCAAGGACCUGGUGGUGGGCACCGAGGCCAAGCUGAAUAAGUCGGCGAUCUUGAAGAAGGCGAUUGACUACAUCCGCUUCCUGCGGCAGACCAACCAGAAGCUGAAGCAGGAGAACCUGGCGCUCAAGCUAGCUGCCCAGAAGAACAAGUCCCUGAAGGACCUGGUGGCCACGUGUGGUGCUGGGGGAAGCGUGGACACCCCCAUGGAGGGCAUCAAGCCGGAGAUGAUGGACGUAAUGUUGACGCCACCACCCUCGGAUAUGGGCUCCCCCUCUCACAGCAGUCCCCUCUCACUGAGCGGUGGCAGCAGCAACAGCAGCAGCGACUCGGAGCCCGAGAGCCCGCUCUUCGAUGACAGCAAGGUGAAGCAAGAGCAGCCCCCGCUGUCCCCCAGCAGCCUGGGCAUGCUGGAUCGCUCCCGCAUGGCGCUCUGCGCCUUCGUCUUCCUCUGCCUCUCCUUCAACCCCCUGGCCUCCCUCCUGAGGGGCGUUGGACCUCCGGCCACCCCGGAGAGCUCAGGCCCCCCUGGCCCUGGCAGGAGCAUCAUGGGGCAGCCAGACUCCAUAGAGGAGUCCUCGGGCUGGUUUCCGUGGCUCCUGCCCUCCCCGAUCUUUUGGCUGCUGAACGUGCUGGUAGUGCUGGCUGCCUUCGUCCGGCUCUUCAUCUACGGCGAGCCCGUCACCCGCCCCCACUCGGAGUCCUCCGUCCUCUUCUGGCGGCACCGCAGGCAGGCAGACCUGGACCUGGCCCGGGGGGACUUUGCUCAGGCCUCGCAGCACCUGUGGACGGCGCUGAAGGCACUGGGCCGCCCGUUGCCCACCUCUAAGGUGGACCUGUCCUGCAGCCUGAUGUGGAACCUCAUCCGCCACGUGCUGCAGCGCCUCUGGGUGGGCCGCUGGCUGGCGGCCCGGGCUGGCGGCUUCCGGCGCGACCAUGAGUUGAAGGCCGAUGUGCGCAAGAGUGCCCGCGACGCUGCCCUCGUCUACCACAAGCUGCACCAGCUCCACAUGACAGGGAAGCAUGCAGGAGGCCACCUCCUGGCCAUCAACAUGGCGCUGAGCGCUGUCAACCUGGCUGAGUGCGCCGGUGACUCCAUCUCUGUGGCCACGCUAGCCGAGAUCUACGUGGCAGCUGCACUCCGGAUCAAAACCAGCCUCCACCGGUGCUUCCACUUCCUGGCGCGCCCCUUCCUGUGCAGCGCCCGGCAGGUGUCCCUCUCGCACAGCGGCACUGUGCCCCCCGCCAUGCAGUGGCUCUGCCACCCCCUGGGCCACCGCUUUUUUGUUGAUGGGGACUGGUCAGUGAAGAGCACGCCGAGGGACAGCAUCUACAGUUCCACCAGCAACCCAGUGGACCCCCUGGCCCAGGUCACCCAACUGUUCCGUGAGCACUUGCUGGAGAAGGCGCUGUGCUGUGUGGCAAUGCCGGAGCCAAGCCCAUCUGCCGCCCAAGGAGAGGGGCAGUUCUCCGACGCCCUCGAGUACCUCCAGCUGCUCAAUGGCUGCUCAGAUGCGGCCGGCACACCCAGCCGCACCCUCUCCAUCAGCUCUGACAUGGCUGCCGGCACAGGCACCGACCCCAUUGCCAAGUGGUGGGCGUCCAUCAUCACCGUGGCAAUUCACUGGCUGCAGGGGGACGACGAGGCGGCAGAGCGGCUGUACCCUUUGGUGGAGACCAUGCCGCGAGCUCUGCAGGGCUCUGAGAAACCCCUGCCCAGGGCAGCCCUGCACGCCUUCAAGGCUGUGCGUGCCCUGCUAGGCAAGCAGGACGGCAGCCAGGCCAGCCUGAGCCAGUGCGAGAAGGCCAGCGGCUACCUGCGUGACAGCCUGGACCUCGGCUCGCCCGCCAAGGGCACCUUGGACAAGGCGGUCCAGCUCCUCCUGUGCGACCUGCUCCUGGUGACCCGCACCAACCUGUGGCAGCAGCAGAUGAACGUGAGCCAGCAGCUGAGCUGUGUCUACCAGGCCUCGGCCCUGGAGCUGCGGGGCUUCCAGCAGGACCUCAGCAGCCUGCGACGCCUGGCCCACACCUUCCGCCCGGCCAUGCGCAGGGUGUUCCUCCAUGAAGCCACCGCCAGGCUGAUGGCCAGAGCCAGCCCCACCAGGACCCAUCAGUUGCUGGAUCGCAGCCUGCGUAGGAGGGGGACACAAAGCAGCAAAGGAGCUGGCGAGCCAGAAAGCCAUCCCACGCCGCGUGAGCAUGCCGAAGCCCUGCUCCUGGCCUGCUGCUACCUCCCGCCGAGCUUCCUAUCGGCCCCGGGGCAGCGCGUGGGCAUGCUGGCAGAGGCCGCCCACACGCUGGAGAAGCUGGGAGACAAACGGACGCUCCACGACUGCCAGCAGAUGAUCAUCAAACUGGGCAGCGGCACCACAGUCACCACUGGAUAGCGCCACCCCCCCAUGGGGCACCCCACAUGCCAUGGACCAUGGGGAUGGGUACAGAGGCUUCAGCUGCACUGUGGCCAAUGUGCCCUUGCUUAAUUGCCUGAGGCAUUCGUUAUGACUAGUGGGAGGGGCUGGAGCAAGGGGGCUGGGACCCAGGACUCUUGGGUUGUAUUCCUGAUACUCAGGCACCUGUGUGUGUGCCCCAGCCUCUAUGUGGGUGUAGACCCUUCCCUACCUCAGGGGGUACCUACCUGUCUGUGAGGUGGGGCAGGAGGCCUGGUGGGAUGGUGUUACAGAACUAGUGUUAUGACCAGCCGAAGGGACCCUAGGGGCAGUUGGGAAAGGUGGGUACUGGCAGGUGUCUCUGGUGGCUGAGGACUGGCCCUUGCCCCCACAAAUGGGAGCCCAGCCUGCCCCUGCCUCUAAAGGUGAUCUCCCACCUCCCCUCAGGUGUCAGCAUGAACAGGGCGAUAAUGCUUCAUGGUUUAUGUGGCUUUGGGACAUGUGGGCACCCCUGGCUGGGCUCCGAUGCCCAGGCCUCGUGCCUGGUGCUGGGAGACAGACCAGCAGUGCCUGGGGGUCGCCGAUUCCCCGCUGCCCCUCCAGCGGUGACGCCAGCCCCCACCUCCAUGCCCCCCUGCUGUGAGCCCUGUCCGGUGGGCACGGGGCAGUGGAGACCUCUAGCGGCACCUUCUUAAUAUUGCAAGCACUGGCUCCUUCCAGCCCUUCCCCUCCGCCCUGGGCCUGGUUGCAGGACCAUGCUGCAGCCUCCCUCCACAGGUCCCUGCUGCUGCCAGACAUUUCCCCACACUGGCUUCCAGCGUUGCUGUUGCUGGGGUGCACCCCAGUAUUUAAGCAGAAAAGUAGCCCCGCGAGGCAGGGCCUUGGUCACCCAGCGCCUCCUUGGCACAUGCACGUGGCAUCUCCCUGUGUGGAUGCAGGAGACUGGUGGCUUUUCCAGGGCCUCUGUGGCAGAGGGGGCAAGAUGAUACCAAAAAGUGUGUCCUGGCCGAGCCAUCUCCAGGGACUGCACAGCCACUCGUACCCCUGCUCCCACAGCCCUAGAGACUCCUGGGGGAAGGGGUCUGGUUCUUCCUGCUGGCACCUGUUCCCCUCCGAGCAUGGAGCUGGGGCCAGGCAUCAACCCUAAGGGGCUCAGGGAAUGAGGUAGGGGUAGGCAUGACUGGCUCAGGGUAGCAGUCACUGGCCCCAGAUUUGUCCCCUCUUCCUCCCUGUGCCAGCCACAACCCCUUCCUACUCUGGCUGGCAUCCUGGGCCACGUUUGUGUUUGCAGAGGGCUGCUGUUGCUAUGGCACUUAGACUGGUAGUGAUGGAGGGGGCUGGGGGUGCAGGGAAUUGGCCCCGUUUGGGUGGGAGACGUGGCCGGCAGCCACAUACAGGCCCUGUACAUAGCCACCGCCUCCCCCAAGCGCGAUUCCCCCCUCGCCCUGCUCACUGCCUGCGUUUCCUUUUUAAAUGGUAUUUUCAUAGUUUGAGAGUUUUGUACAGAUGAUUAAAGCCGAUUAUUUAUAG
Molecule: messenger RNA, 5396 nt
Organism: Alligator sinensis (Chinese alligator)
Lineage: Eukaryota; Metazoa; Chordata; Crocodylia; Alligatoridae
Gene: SREBF1
Product: sterol regulatory element binding transcription factor 1
Exons: 19
Coding region: 153-3866 (1237 amino acids)
Biological process (GO): regulation of transcription by RNA polymerase II
Cellular component (GO): nucleus
Molecular function (GO): DNA-binding transcription factor activity, RNA polymerase II-specific; protein dimerization activity; RNA polymerase II cis-regulatory region sequence-specific DNA binding
Source: RefSeq, a predicted model, not a curated record